AUGUCUCAGUCACUUGCCGCUUUCCGAUCUGGGAGGAGUGACGAGCUCCGGAAGCUCGCGGAAGAGCACUUCCAGCACGAUUUGAACGAAAAUGACCGCGAUAUCUUAAAGACCGCAGGGAGCAAAGUUUCAACCCAUGCCACGGUCGGCUCGCUGCUGGGUCUUGGUUUCGGCGUCUUGUGCGCUUUUAGACUUCGAAAGAUGCGAUUGGCCUACUUCAAUGCCUUCAGAGCUGUGGAGAAGCCCGUCGAGGUUAAAUUUGCGGAUGGCCGUACACAACCUAUCCCAGAUCUCACUGCGCAGCUUGCGCCUUCGAAAUGGGGCGAUGCCGCUACCUAUUUCUUCUUCUCGAUUGGAGGCUUGUUUCUAGGUGGUGAAACAGGUCUUCUUUCAGGCACUGCAUCAGCGUCACGCACUAUUACAAAGAACCCUGAGGCCAAGGAGCGGAUAGAAAAGGCGUGGAAGAACUAUCGCAUUGAUGUGAUGAAGCAGGAGAUUAAGCAGUUGGAGGGAAAAUCAAAACUUGAACAGCUUUUCAGCUGA
Molecule: messenger RNA, 543 nt
Organism: Fusarium fujikuroi IMI 58289
Lineage: Eukaryota; Fungi; Ascomycota; Sordariomycetes; Hypocreales; Nectriaceae
Exons: 3
Coding region: 1-543 (180 amino acids)
Source: RefSeq, a predicted model, not a curated record